Molecule: messenger RNA, 1248 nt
Organism: Trichophyton verrucosum HKI 0517
Lineage: Eukaryota; Fungi; Ascomycota; Eurotiomycetes; Onygenales; Arthrodermataceae
Exons: 2
Coding region: 1-1248 (415 amino acids)
Biological process (GO): phosphate ion transport; cellular response to phosphate starvation
Cellular component (GO): plasma membrane; Golgi apparatus; cytoplasm
Molecular function (GO): inositol hexakisphosphate binding
Source: RefSeq, a predicted model, not a curated record
AUGCUACAGUGGCGGUUGCUCCUUGCAGGUCUUUACCCUGUGGAAUUUAGAGACUUUUUCCUAGGAGACAUGUACUGCUCCCAGACCUAUGCCAUGGGGAAUAUUGCACUCUUCUUUUGUUUAUACGCAAAUAAAUGGGAUAAUCCGCCCAUGUGCAAUUCUUCACACUCCCGCGUAUUCGGCUUUGUGACUACAAUCCCGUCCAUAUGGCGUGGGUUUCAGUGCCUUCGCCGUUACUAUGACACUCGCAAUGCGUUUCCCCAUCUCGUCAACUUCGGGAAAUACUCUUUCUCUAUACUUUACUACCUAACCCUCAGCUUAUACCGUAUCGACAAGUCAACCACCUUGCGCGGUAUAUUUAUUACUUUUGCCUGCCUCAACGCCAUAUAUGCAUCCGUUUGGGAUUUAGCCAUGGACUGGAGUUUGUGCAAUCCCUACUCAAAAAACCCAUACUUACGCGAUUUUCUUGGUUUCCGACGCCGAUGGGUAUACUAUGUCGCAAUGGUAAUCGACCCUAUACUACGCUUCAAUUGGAUCCUAUACGCCAUAUUCAUACAUGACAUACAACAUUCGGCUGUUCUGAGUUUUGCCGUUGCGCUCUCUGAGGUAUGUCGUCGUGGAAUGUGGACUAUCUUCCGUGUCGAGAACGAACAUUGCACGAACGUCGGCAGGUUCCGAGCUUCAAGGGAUGUCCCGCUUCCAUAUGACAUAUCAAUGACCGUAUCCGAUGAAGAAGCCAUAUCUUCCAUACCCGGCGCGUCUACCUCAUACAAGGGCAGAGAGUCAAGAGGUUCGCUUCCACAUGCCCUUGGACGCAUACCAACAGGCGGAACCGCGGUGUCGAGCGGUGCUGCCUCACAAAUGCCUGAUCUUGAGAGUGGUGAUGGCGGAGAUGAGUCCACGAGCUCACUUAGGCGCCGACGCUAUUCUCAACGCGAAGGAGGUACUCCUCCCAGUGGAACAUUGGCUCGGGUAGGCACCAUGUUAGCCACGGCGCACGCUCAAGACUUUGAAAGAAAGAAACGGCCUAGCAUACUUGAUGAAGGGAAAGAUAGCCCGAAUAAUGGCACGAGUACGGACGAAGAAGAGGAAGAAGAGGAAGAAGAGAACGGUGGUAAUGAUAAUAAUAAUAAUGGGUAUGAGGGUCAUAUUUCGGAGGAGUCUGAUCAGUCCAGCGGUAAUAGGGAAGGCAAGUCCGGAAGCAAUUCUGGCACUUACAGCAACAGGGCAAGUCGACAUGCAAUGUAG